Molecule: messenger RNA, 1860 nt
Organism: Sorghum bicolor (sorghum)
Lineage: Eukaryota; Viridiplantae; Streptophyta; Magnoliopsida; Poales; Poaceae
Exons: 6
Coding region: 323-1714 (463 amino acids)
Biological process (GO): abaxial cell fate specification; regulation of DNA-templated transcription
Cellular component (GO): nucleus
Molecular function (GO): transcription cis-regulatory region binding
Source: RefSeq, a predicted model, not a curated record
CUCUCUCUCUAGCUCUCCACUACUAUAACCUCUCCAUCCCCUCCUCUCUUUCUCUGCUCCAUCACACAUUCAUCACACGCUCAAACGCAAACACCCAUACAAGAAUGAUAUGCCACUCAUGACCUAAUCACUCUACCCCCUGCAGGCUGCAGCCCACUAUAUACACUACUACAUACUACCUCUUCUGCCGCAAGCUUUUCUUCCUCCUUAACUUAGCUAGAGCUUGGAACAACCAAGAAGCUGCUCAGCUCACCGUGACACCGUCGUUGCAACAAGAUCCCAUCCCACUGCUGCACCGCCGGCCCGUCGUUAGCUAGCUACCAUGAGCACGACCGGCAGUGCAGGUGUGCCGACGACGACGACACCUCCUGAUCUCUCCCUCCACAUCAGCCCACCGUCGCCACCGGCAGGCGGCGUCAAGAUGCCGCCGGAGCCGAGGCUGAUGCUGGGGCUGGAGCUCGACGACGACGACACCAUGGCGGCGGCCUCAAAGAAGGUGGACGACGCGGCGGCGGUGAACGAGCACAACCUCCAGGUGCAGCGGCUCCGGCUGCACCACCAGCCGAGCCAGACGGCCCACGGGUUCAAGAAGAACUCGCCUGGCGGCGGCGGCGGCGCGAGGAGAAGUUCCAGGGCGCCGCGGAUGCGGUGGACCACCGCGCUGCACGCGCACUUCGUGCACGCCGUCGAGCUCCUUGGCGGCCACGAGAGAGCAACACCAAAGUCAGUAUUGGAACUGAUGAACGUGAAGGAUCUUACACUAGCACAUGUCAAGAGUCACCUGCAGAUGUACAGAACAGUGAAGGGCACAGACAGAUCAUGUGUAGCAGGCCCUGGUCAUCACCAAGCCAGAGACAUGGUCCUUCUCAGAACUGGUGUUGGUGAAGGGGAUGGCUUUGAUGUUUUCAACAGCAACAACUCAGUCAACACCAUCCCUACCUUCAACAACAAUACUGAUAGCAGGAGGUCACGGUCUCCAGGAGAGCAGCAGCAGCAGGCGGUGGAUCGUCAUCAAGAUGCCACAGCCGCCGCUUCCGCUUGUGCUUGGAUCCACCAAGUCCAGCAGCAGCAGCAGCAGCUCCCGGCCCAGCAGCAGAGCUGCUGCAGCAACGAAGUGAUCAUGCUGCAGGCAUCGCCAUGCCGCCGCCGCCUCCCUGCACCUUACAGCAAUGGCCUCAUCGUCGUGCCUGCAGACGAGCCUGCAUCGACUGAUGGUAAUGGCCUCUUGAUGACGACGACGACGGAGCAAAGACAGCAGCAGGGACUGAAGAAGGUAGGAGACGAACACGUCGACCGUCAUCACGGAGAAGACGACGCCGCCGUCGCUGUUCAUCAUCUCGUGGACGAGGCUGAUCAUGACCACGCAGGAAGCGGCGGCGGCGGCGGCGUCCAACGACGGCGGCGGCCGUCGUCGUCGUCGCCGAACAACACGAGCGGCAGCAGCGGCGACACGGCCUCCACCUCGGAGUGGCUCCACCAGCAGUACUGCAGCGACGGCGGCGGCGGCGCCGGCAUGAGCGUCAGGGUGCUGGCACUGGGUCUGGGAGUGGGACCGCCUGCCACUGCGACUGCGACUGCGACGCCGCCUAGCCUGGAGAUGAGCCUGGGCCGGCAGGGGUGGCAGACGAUGGUGGAGCAGUGCGGCGUCGGCGGCGAGUUCGAGUCCUCGCCGUCGGCGGCGGCCAAAGAGCUAACUCUGCUCAGGUGCUUGUGAAACGAUAGAUAUAAGUAUGGUGUUGCUUUAAUUUGUUGCUUGUUAAUUAAUCCGCUGCUAAUCAAACAACAGUUAGCCAUGAGGAUGCAAAUCCGAAUCAAAGCACGAGCUAAUAAUCAUAAUCGUCGUCUUCCUUCUGUUUUAAA